Molecule: messenger RNA, 2120 nt
Organism: Paramecium sonneborni
Lineage: Eukaryota; Ciliophora; Oligohymenophorea; Peniculida; Parameciidae
Source: the annotation of a GenBank genome assembly
AUGAAAUUUGAUUGCAUUUAAUCUGAUAUAUUAAACAAAUAGAUUGGCAUAAAAUCUAAAUCUUCAAAUUCCAGGAGAAAAUGUAAAAUUUAAAAUAACCUCAAAAGAAGAAAUUUUAACAUCGAUUGGAUAUCAAACAUGGUUUUAUGGUAAGAGUAUUUAAACCUUAAAAGAAGUAGAAUUAUUACCAUUUACCUAAGAACAAAGUUCAGAAUAUAUUAGAUAAUAUUGUGAAGUCAGUGUUAAAAGAGCUAUCAAAGAUUUUAUGAAUUUCUUAAAUAAUUCAGGGGAUAAAUUCUAUCCAUCAAUGAACUCAAGCUAUUAGGGAGUUCUUUGGAAGAAAAUAUUAACACAUUAAUUAAAAAUAAACUUAAGAAUUUUUAUUCAAUCUCCAAGAUGUAGAUCGAAUUAUAAUAAAACUUUAAGCUUUAGAUUUUUUUAAUCAUAUAUGAACAGAUUAAAUGAUCUCAUUGAAAAAAGAGCUUCUUAAAUUAUGGGCUUAACAAAAAUUUAAUACAGUAAUUAAAAAUGUAAAUAGAAAUCACUUUAUGAGUACCCCAUUUAUGAUGGAAUUGAUUGUUUAUGUGACGCAAAUAUUAUUGUUGCAGCAUUUAAGCUUAAUUUAUUUACUGCAUAUGACUUUUAUGAAACGUUUGUAUCAUUUUACCACAUUCAACAACUUUAAAAUUAUAAGGGGUUUGGAAAAACUUUUAAUUAUGAAACCACUUUAAAUGAUUUACAAGAGUUUUCUUUAUAUUUAGCUCUUGAUAUGACUACGAAUUAACUUACUUAAGUGAAUUACAAAUAAAGAGGAAAUUUUUAAUUAGCAAAAUGCUUUAAAUAGGGGUAAGAUUAAAAUACAUGGGAAGAUUACUACUUUGAUGAUCAGAAUAUUGUAAUUUAAUAAAAUAGUGUAUAUUACUAAGGUUAAAAUGAAGCAUAUAUGCGUUUAAUCAUAAAUCAAUUCAAGAGUUUUUUGUAGCUAAAUAUAUUUUAAAUUUGCUUUAAAGAAAAGCUCAAGAAUAAGAUGAGUCGAUUUUAUGUAGAAAUUUAUACAACAAUCAAUUAAAUACAAAUUAAUUUAAUAUAUCUUUAGAUCACUAUUCAGGUUCAAUAGAAUUAUUAAGACCAAAGUUGAAUUCUAUUUCUAAUAUUAAGAACAAACUACUGUAAAUUACACAAUUAUCCAAUAAUAAAAAUCAAUAAAAAUUAAUUCGAGCAGCAUCAAAUACUAUAUAUUGUUAAUUAAGCAAAUUAUGUAUGAAUUUAUUAUAUUUAGUCAAUUUUAAACUCAUAUUCCUAUCAAAUAUACGGAAAAUUAUAUUUUUUAAAAUUAAAAAUUAAUGAAAUUAACAUUCUAAAUCAUUAUAUCUACAAGUAAUGUUAUUCUAACAAAAUUAAAUAACCUUACUUUUUUUAGUUCUAAUUUAAACCCUACUUAGUUCAAGAAUGUAUCUAUUGAAUCGUGCAAUUUCAAUUCCGCAACAAUUGAAUAUGCUAAUUGGAAAAAUAUCAUUUGUAAAGAAAAAUAAACCUUAAUUGGUCACAAAAAAAAUUAAUUAAAAGUUUAUUCUUCUCAAAGGAUGAAAAAAAAUUAAUAUCAGAAAGUGAAGAUGGCACAGUUAAAAUUUGGUAAGGGGAUGAAGAAAAAAUGUUUAAAUUUCCAAAUGAUUAGCAAAUUAUUUCUGCUCCUUAUUCUGAAGAAUAAAAUAUUUUAGCAUGCUUAACUAAAUAAUCAAUUUAAAUAUUAUAAUGCAAUGAUCUUGCUUUGGCGAAAAUAGUUCCUUUUUAUAAUUAUAAUUAUUUAAGCAUUAUACUAUCUCCUAAUAAAUAAUAUAUUGCUGCAAAAGAUUAGUCGUCAAUUUUCAAUAUUUGGAAAAUCGAAGCCUUAUAAAUAAAUCCCAACUCCUAAAGUAAUUAAUUAAAAUUGUCAUUGUCAAUAAACUCACAUAUGCUUCACAUAAUAAUGCUAAAUUAAAUCUUAAUUUUGUAAAUUAGAGAAUUUUAAGAUUAUACAGAGGUUACAGUACUACCAUUUACAACUUAUUCAUUAGCUUUUUCUAAUGAUGAUUAAGUACUAGCUACAGGAUUAGAUAAUAAAAUAAAUUUUUGGAGUUUGA